Molecule: messenger RNA, 963 nt
Organism: Eupeodes corollae
Lineage: Eukaryota; Metazoa; Arthropoda; Insecta; Diptera; Syrphidae
Product: fas apoptotic inhibitory molecule 1
Exons: 5
Coding region: 172-822 (216 amino acids)
Biological process (GO): positive regulation of neurogenesis; canonical NF-kappaB signal transduction; negative regulation of extrinsic apoptotic signaling pathway via death domain receptors
Source: RefSeq, a predicted model, not a curated record
UCGCCUCUGUGUACUUGGUUUUGAGAGUACUUUGGCGCUUAAAUUAUUUCCCGGUUUUAGUUUUGUGCUAGAAGUCAGAAGGACAAAUAGUAAAGAGUACAAUUCUUGAGUUAAGUUGCUGCGGUGUGUGUAGUAAGAAGAAAUUCUUUCAAGGAUUUUCCAUGAUAGAAAAUGUCGUUUCUUUCGCCAACACUUAAACUCGAAAAUCUUGCUAAGGAACCUCAAUUAGUUCAAGACCACUUACCUGAAGAAAAUCGUUAUGCUAAGGGCAAUUUUGUAGCUAGAUGGUGUGUUCCAAUAAAUGGACGGAUGUAUCGUAUUGAACUUGAUCAUGGCACGACAAGCGGUAGAAGAAUGGUUUGGAUAAAUGGAAAAGAAAUAAUUCGCCGCGACUGGAUGUUCAAGCUUGUUGGUGAGGAUUCUUUUAAGAUCGACAAGGCAAGAUGUAUAAUUCGAGUCGAUCCUGCACCUGGUUUUAAGUAUCAAUAUUCACUUUACAUCGAUGGCCAACCUUAUAAGCAAUACACAAAAGAACUAGCAAGGACUCUAAGGACAUGGAUAACAGUUGUCGAUGAGGUUGAAUACAGGAUUGUGUUAGAAUUGGAUUCCCUUAAUAUUUUUCUCAAUGAUAAAUUAAGAGAUGAAAUGGGAGAAUUUGUUGAUGGAGGAACUGAUACUUACUUUGAAGAAAAUGGCGUAAAAUUUCAACUAUGCGCUCGUUCAAGUGGAAAUGGUAUUCGUCAUUCGUUAAAAGUUAAUGGAGAAGUUAUACCAGAAGUUAGUUUGAUAAAUCUUGAUGAAAAAGAUUUAAAGCCGACUUAAAAGUAUGUAUAAUAGAAAUAAGCUUUCAUGUGAUAGAAAUAAUUUAUAAAGCAUUCGAGUUGUAUACGUUUUUUAAGGAUGUUUUGACAAUGUAUUAAUUUAAGAAAUAAAAUAAUAAAGUUUAUAAAAUUUGCUAAAAAU